Molecule: messenger RNA, 426 nt
Organism: Diversispora eburnea
Lineage: Eukaryota; Fungi; Glomeromycota; Glomeromycetes; Diversisporales; Diversisporaceae
Source: the annotation of a GenBank genome assembly
AUGCAUAACAAAUCUGCGUUAGCAAAGUCAGUGCUCACUGGAGGUUUUUGUUUAGAAACGAAAACUCUUAUAACAUUCAUAGGAAUGUUAUUGGGAAAAAAUAAAGUAGAAUAUAUUAAACGAGAUGAAAUUAAUGAUGAUGUUUGUUCUAAACUAAAUUUUUCAACUGUUUUAAGUGGUGCAAAAUUAUUUGGAUUUUAUGACCCGCUAAAACCAUUAGAAAAUAAUUCUUCAGUGAUAUUACUUUCAAUUACAUCAACAGAUCUUUAUUUUGAUAGAUCUCUAAAUCUAAUAACAGAAAAUGUCAAAACAUAUGGACUUGAUGGUGCUCCUCAAAAUGGUUAUAAUGUUUCUUUCGAUAGUUUAUUUAAGCAACUUAAAGAACCUAAAACAAAAUUUAAAAAAAUUGAUUUGGAAUUGGAUUGA